AAUUCUCCUGCAUGUCGCUGCUUGCUCCGGAUCGUACGCAGCGUUCGAUGUCGCACCUGCAUUUGGCGAAUUCAGCAUCCCACCGUUGUGUGGUGAGCGCGAUGCGCAGGGAUCGCGCUUCUAAAGGUACACAUAUGCAUGCCACGUAUUACAAGUCUUGUCACCUGCGACUUCUUAUCUGCCUCACCACCGUCUGACCGCCACCACCUUGAGAGCUUCCCAGAGGAACGUCACGCUCUCAUCACGAGUGCGCUCCUUCUGUCCUCAUCAUUCGAACCUUGCGCACGGGCAUCGCAGUUCGAGUGGAUUUGGUAUUCUUUCUACUUGAUGCACACAUCUCUAGGGAAAGCUACUGGUCCCAUGCACCGACUUCUGUCGGGUUCGCAUACUCUGGGAACCUGGAUUUUCCCCGCCAUAUGAAGCUGUAGAGCUUCCCCGUUAUCUCAUACACCGCUUCUCGUUCACUCUCAUCUCCCACCCUGUCAGCAUGUCUUCCAGCAUCGACCGCAUUGCGCUUGUCACAGGCGCCGCGCAGGGCAUAGGCAAAUCCAUCGCCCUCAGACUCGCCGCUGACGAUCUGCACGUUGCGCUCGCGGAUCUCCCUCGCGCGCAGGAGCCGCUCGAGAGCGUGGCGAAGGAGAUCGAGGCGACGACGGGACGCAGGACGCAUAUUGUUACCGGCGAUGUGAGUAACGAGGAGCAUGUGGAGAGAAUGGUGCGGGAGACUGUGGAGAGGCUUGGGGGACUCGAUGUGAUGAUCGCAAACGCGGGGGUGAUUCGCGCGGGCACCGUCACUGAGACGACACUCGAGAACUGGACCACGGACAUGAACGUGAACGCCACCGGCACGUUCCUCUGCUUCAUGCACGCCGGGCGGCAGAUGAUCGCGCAGGGCCGCGGCGGACGCAUGGUCGCGGCGUCGAGCGUCGCUGGCAAGAAGGGGCAUCCAAAUCAGGUCGCGUACUGCGCGGCCAAGUUUGCGGUGCGCGCUAUUACGCAGUGUGCUGCUAUCGAGCUUGGGCAGCAUGGGAUUACAGUGAAUGCGUAUGCUCCGGGUGCUAUUGUAACUCCCAUGCGUGAGCCGGAUUCUACCUGUGCAUUGGAGGAGAACACGCCUAUUGAGAACUAUAACAUGGCAGAUCGAGCAGCUGUCCAGAAGUUGGGCUCGGCAGACGAUGUCGCGAGCAUCGUGUCGUACCUCGUCAAGCCGGAGGCACAUUUUAUCACGGGUUAG
Messenger RNA from Coniophora puteana RWD-64-598 SS2, 1234 nucleotides. RefSeq names its product NAD(P)-binding protein. Bases 488 to 1234 code for a protein of 248 amino acids. The transcript is spliced from 6 exons. Lineage: Eukaryota; Fungi; Basidiomycota; Agaricomycetes; Boletales; Coniophoraceae. The record is from RefSeq and is a predicted model, not a curated record. Gene Ontology annotation, molecular function: oxidoreductase activity.